UAGUUGCAAGUAAUGCAUAGAAAAUCUGCUUGUAAAAUCUGCUUGUAAUAUGAUGCAGUUUGUCAGUUUAGGACUUUAUGACACUUACUGCCGGCUCCCCCUGGUCCAGCACCCCCCUGGCCGAGCACCCCGGCCCCUGCGAGGAAUAAGGCAAUAGUUUUUGUUUGUAGGCAUGUGUGCCAAGAUGUGUUGCGCCAAGAUUCAUUGACAUAGAGUGCAUUAACACACCAGUCUGUGGCCCAAGUCCAGAUCCUGUGGCCACUCCAGGGAGAACACCACGGCCUCCAAAACCUAGCCAGGGAAGAUGAGAAGAAAAUCACACAAGUGUUACAACUUUUUCUGCAAAAACACUGAAUGAUGUAUUAUUGUAUUGUUUAAUAUGUGUUAUAUGUUUCUUGUGUUGCAACAUACCUUGGCCUGGUACAUAUCCACCUUGAUAGAGUCCAGGCACCCCAACUCCUGUGUGACAGCAUACACAAAUGUAGAAUGUUGCCCAAAAAAAUCAGUGUUUCUGAUUGAUCAUAAACUAUUAAGUGAACUGAUGUAGCACAUCCUUGAGUAACAAAGGGAGUGUCUUCUUUUACCUGGAACUUGUUUUGAUGCUUUACCACCGCUCUUUCCUCCAGGUCCUCCCCCAGUCGUGCCAGUCUGUGGCAGCAUUGGAACUGAAACAGCAAUGAACAGCUCCACCAGGACCGACUCCUCCGGGUCCAACCCCUGCACCACCAGGUACAAAUCCAGCACCACCAGGCCCAAAUCCCACACCACCAGGCCCUACUCCCACACCACCAGGCCCUACUCCAGCACCACCAGGCCCUACUCCAGCACCACCAGGCCCAAAUCCCGCACCACCAAGCCCAAAUCCCACACCACCAGGCCCUACUCCCGCACCACCAGGCCCUACUCCCACACCACCAGGCCCUACUCCCACACCACCAGGCCCAAAUCCCACACCACCAGGCCCAAAUCCCACACCACCAGGCCCUACUCCCGCACCACCAGGCCCUACUCCCACACCACCAGGCCCAAAUCCCGCACCACCAGGCCCAAAUCCUGCACCACUAGGCCCUACUCCUGCUCCACCAGGCCCAAAUCCCGCACCACCAGGCCCAACCCCAGCACCACCAGGCCCUACUCCCGCACCACCAGGCCCAAAUCCUGCACCACCAGGCCCUACUCCUGCUCCACCAGGUCCAAAUCCUACUCCACCAGGUCCAAAUCCUACUCCACCAGGCCCAUAACCUGUUCCUAAGGUAAAAAAUAAACAAAAUUCUGUCAUAUUUCAGUGAUUAAAACUGCUUAAUGUUUAUUAGUAAGCUGCAAAUACCUGUUUUAGGAGGUUUGGGACCAGUUCCACCAGUUCCUGGGUAUUGACCAGCACCUGGACCAUAACCGCCUCCAUAGCCACCUGGGUCAGGACAGUGGUUUGUUUAAUGCAAAUAUAUUCUUCAAGGUAAGCAAUAUAUACAAAUGUAAGGUGUGUGACCAGUUAAGGAGGAGAGAAUCAUUUUUCAGUCAUAUUAUUGGGUGCUUCAACAGAGCAGCUCUGUGAUUUGUUUAUUUGUGACUCUUUUUGCCAGCAGGUUGUGUAGAAGAUACACGAGUAUAAGCCAGCUCUGUUUAUUCAUGUUGUUCAAUAAUUCUCAUGGUUGUAUGAUUGCAUAAACACCUGGCGAUGAACUCACUUUAUUAAUGCAUUUAUUUAUCCGUGCACUUGUUAAUAAGAAGAAAUAGAAACAGGCCAAUGCAUUUAAACCUAUUAUUGGGUGUCAUGUAAAGAUACAGAUGUAGAGAAAUGGAAACCACUGACCUCCA
Molecule: messenger RNA, 1815 nt
Organism: Sander lucioperca (pikeperch)
Lineage: Eukaryota; Metazoa; Chordata; Actinopteri; Perciformes; Percidae
Product: salivary glue protein Sgs-4-like
Exons: 2
Coding region: 677-1252 (191 amino acids)
Source: RefSeq, a predicted model, not a curated record